AUGGAUACAACAAAAGUUUCAGAAACUAUCACAGAAGGUGAAGAAGGGAUGAGCAAGAAGUACAAGGAGUUGGUGUUGUCUCUUCCAUGCGCUAAAUUUUGGGAUCAUAUCCUCUACAAAUAUCAAGGUUAUUGGAUGCCAUCCAGACAGUUGAACGGUAUAAUCUCCUUCCAAAAAUACUUCAAAGCUCAAAAUUCCGAUAUCAUUUUAUGCACUUUUCCAAAAUCUGGCACUACAUGGUUGAAAGCUCUUGUGUAUACUACUCUUAACCGUUCUCACUGUGCCCCCAAUAGUGCCACUCACCCUCUCCUCGCAUGUAAUCCUCACAAUCUUGUUCCUUACUUUGAGAUGCAAAUUUAUGGUGAUGAAAAUGAAAAUCCUAAUCUAGAAAACCUACCUAAUCCAAGAAUUUUCGCUACUCAUCUUCCAUUCUCACUAUUGCCACCAAGCAUCUCAUAUUCCAAUUGCCGCAUUGUAUAUAUAUGUCGAAAUCCUUUGGAUCAACUUAUCUCCUAUUGGUAUUUUUUUACAAGUCCAAGUCCAAACUACAACGAGACAAAUUCUAUUGAAGAGCUAGUCAAGAUGUUUGAAGAAGGAAUAUGUAUGUAUGGGCCAUUUUGGGACCAUGUUUUAGAGUAUUGGAAUAAGAGCAUUGAGAGAAAAGAUAGGAUUUUGUUUCUUUAUUAUGAAGAUUUGAAAGAAGAUAUUAUAAGUCAAUCUAUUAGGCUAGCAGAUUUCCUGGGAUUACCAUUUUCUGAGGAAGAAAAAGACAAAGGAGUGAUAGAAGAUAUAUCAAGGUUAUGUAGCUUUAGAAAUUUGAAAGAAUUGGAGGUGAACAAAAGUGAAGACCUUUGGCCAGGAGUACCAAACAAUAUAUUUUUCAGGAAAGGGGAGGUGGGAGACUGGGUUAAUCAUCUAAGCCCAGCAAUGGUAGAAAAAAUAAAGAAGCUUGUGGAAGAAAAAUUCAAGGAUUCUGGAAUUACUUUUAAAAUGACUUCGGAUGUGAAGAUGGAUUAG
Molecule: messenger RNA, 1017 nt
Organism: Thlaspi arvense
Lineage: Eukaryota; Viridiplantae; Streptophyta; Magnoliopsida; Brassicales; Brassicaceae
Source: the annotation of a GenBank genome assembly